Carlito syrichta (Philippine tarsier) is the source of this 4249-nucleotide messenger RNA. It is a transcript of the gene FBXO30, whose product is annotated as F-box protein 30. The record is from RefSeq and is a predicted model, not a curated record. The coding region runs from base 12 to 2255 and encodes 747 amino acids. The transcript is spliced from 2 exons. Gene Ontology annotation, molecular function: protein binding; zinc ion binding; ubiquitin protein ligase activity. NCBI's taxonomy places the organism in Eukaryota, Metazoa, Chordata, Mammalia, Primates, Tarsiidae.
GACUGGCCAUUAUGGAGGAGGAGCUGCAGCAUUCACACUGUGUGAACUGUGUCAGUAGACGAUGUAUGACCAGACCGGAGCCUGGGAUUUCCUGUGACUUGAUUGGCUGCCCAUUGGUUUGUGGCGCAGUUUUCCAUUCUUGUAAAGCUGAUGAGCAUCGACUUUUAUGUCCAUUUGAACGAGUGCCUUGUUUAAAUAGUGACUUUGGAUGUCCGUUUACCAUGGCCCGAAAUAAAGUUGCUGAACAUUUAGAAAUGUGUCCUGCAAGUGUGGUGUGCUGUACUAUGGAAUGGAAUCGAUGGCCAGUUAGUUAUGCAGACCGGAAGUCAUAUGAAAAUCUAAGCAGAGAUGUUGAUGAAGUGGCACAAUUAGAUAUGGCCUUGGCUCUUCAAGAUCAAAGGAUGCUCUUAGAGUCUCUUAAAGUAGCCACCAUGAUGUCAAAGGCAACUGAGAAAAUAUCUGAACCUAGAGAACAAAUCUCAGUAAAAUCAAGUAUCCCAGAAAUACCACAUGCUAAUGGGUUGGUGUCUGUGGAUGAAGAAUCAUAUGGUGCACUUUAUCAAGCUACUGUAGAAACAACCAGAAGUUUGGCUGCUGCUUUAGAUAUCUUGAAUACUGCCACAAGAGAUAUUGGCAUGUUAAAUACAGGUGUUUGUGCAUCCCCAAAUGAAAUGAAGAAAGAGCAAAAUGCAAGAGAAACCUUACAUGAUAGAAACUUAAAAGACCAAGACCAUCUUUGUGAGGAGGAGAUGGGAGCAGUCGGUGGAAUUGACCAUAAUGAUACAAACCAGAAUGCUCAGUCUGAACAAAAUGGUUCAAGUGAUUUAUUAUGUGACUUGAAUACAAGCUCUUAUGGCACUUCUGCUCUUUGUAAUGGCUUUCCUUUGGAAAAUAUAUGUACGCAGGUCAUAGACCAGAAUCAGAAUUUGCAUGGUGAUUCUAAACAAAGUACCUUAACAAAUGGGGAAUGUGUUGCAUCAGAUGGUGCUUCAAAAUCUUCCAGUGCACUUUCAGUAGCAGCACACCUUAGGGAAGUACUGCCUUCCAAUGCUUUGCCUAAUGGUACAAUUCAGCAUAUACUCAUGCCAGAUGAUGAGGAUGAAGGGGAAUUGUGUUGGAGAAAAGUAGAUUUAGGGGACUUGAGGAAUGUGGAUGUCUUGUCUUUCAGUCAUGCUCCUUCUUUCAAAUUUCUUUCUAAUUCCUGUUGGUCCAAACCAAAGGAAGAUAAAGCAGUAGAUACAUCAGAUUUGGAAGUUGCAGAAGAUCCUAUGGGCCUCCAAGGAAUAGAUCUAAUCACAGCAGCAUUACUAUUUUGUCUAGGAGAUUCUCCAGGUGGGAGGGGUAUAUCUGAUAGUCGCAUGGUUGAUGUUUAUCACAUUGACUUUGGGACUCAGACUUUUUCCCUUCCAUCUGCAAUAUUAGCUACAAAUACAAUGGUUGGGGAAAUAGCUUCAGCUUCAGCUUGUGAUCAUGCCAAUCCACAACUUUCAAAUCCAAGUCCUUUUCAGACACUUGGGCUGGAUUUAGUAUUGGAAUGUGUUGCCAGGUAUCAACCCAAGCAGCGUUCAAUGUUUACCUUUGUGUGUGGACAGUUAUUUAGAAGAAAAGAAUUUUCUUCACAUUUUAAGAACGUGCAUGGUGACAUUCAUGCUGGACUCAAUGGCUGGAUGGAACAAAGAUGUCCUUUAGCUUAUUAUGGUUGUACCUAUUCUCAGCGUAGAUUUUGUCCAUCAACACAAGGAGCGAAGAUUAUACAUGAUCGCCAUUUGAGGUCAUUUGGAGUUCAGCCAUGUGUUUCUACAGUAUUAGUAGAACCUGCUAGAAACUGUGUGUUAGGAUUACAUAGUGACCAUCUAAGUAGUCUUCCUUUUGAGGUACUGCAGCAUAUUGCAGGCUUUCUUGAUGGCUUCAGUUUAUGCCAGCUCUCCUGUGUAUCCAGGUUAAUGAGGGAUGUAUGUGGCAGUCUGCUUCAGUCUCAUGGAAUGGUCAUACUGCAGUGGGGGAAAAAGAAGUAUCCAGAAGGAAAUUCAUCAUGGCAGAUAAAAGAAAAGGUAUGGCGAUUCAGUACUGCAUUUUGUUCUGUUAAUGAAUGGAAAUUUGCUGACAUCUUAAGCAUGGCUGACCACUUGAAGAAAUGCAGUUACAAUAUUGUAGAGAAACAGGAGGAAGCAAUCCCAUUGCCAUGUAUGUGUGUGACACGAGAACUCACUAAAGAAGGACGUUCACUGCGCUCAGUUUUAAAACCAGUACUUUAAAAACUGUAAUUUCACUUGCACCUACAUGCAAGCACCUAGUAUAAUUUCUUUGUAAUAUGUGAUGCUUUAUUAAUGUAUUAAAGAUUACAACUAGCUAAAUUUAUUGUCACUAUGUAUAUAAUGUUUUGAAGUGACAUAUAUUUUUAUAAAGUACUGUUUAGUUGGAAAAAAUUGCCUUAAUGUUUGAAAUGUGUGAAAUUUUUGGAACUUGCUGGACAGGGUGAUUUAAUUUAUCUACAUUAUUUUCAGAAUAGUAUUUUUAAUGGUGUGCAUAUUUUGGUUCUUAAAAUUUUUUGCUUCUUAGACUAACAAGAUCCUGACCAAUUUAUUACUCAUAUUUUCUGUGGGUUAUAGCCCAUGCAAUCAAAAAGCAAAACUUUGAUUCAAAAUUUUGCAGCAUAGGUUUUUUGGAUAAAAACAUUCUCAAUUGCUUAAGCACUGCCAUAAGAUCAUUAUAAAGUUUUCAUUUUUUAGUGUUCCCAUUAUAUAAUUGUUGAUUUAUAGAUGAUUUCUAAUAUAUACUGAAAUAUUUAAGAUCAUGACUAAAGUUUGGUAAUGCUAUUUAUCAUGUUUUAAAAAUAACCCACAGAGAUUUUUUUCAUCUUAUGCACUUAACAAUUCUUAUACAGAGUGACCAUAUGCAGCUUUCUUUUUGUUAAAUGCCAUAUCCAAAGACUCAUGGCAGUGUGUUAUAUGACAGGUUAAAGCAAAAAUAAACUAGCAAAAAGCAAGCCUGUGAAUUUAAUUUGAGACUUUUCAUGGGUAAAACAUAUUUGCUAGGUACUUAAUGUUUGAAAAGAAAAUGUACCUCAUUUUAAGUUUGAAUUUGGCAUAUUGUGUGAGUAAAUUUUAAAUAUUCAGACCGCAAAGGGUUUAACUAUUCUUUUCAUAAGCAUUUAAAAUUUUUGCCUUUUGAUGUUUGUAAAAAUUACAACUAUGUUGUUCUAAAACAUUUAAAAAUGUGAAAUUUGGCAUCUUCUUUGUAAGAUGACAAUCAUGCAGAAACCUGUUUGGUUGACAAUCUCUCCAGAGCGUUUCCAGUUUAAUUUUCCAUAGACUUCUCUACCAAGAAAGUAAGAAUUGCAUCUUUGCAUAAAGAUCAAGGUACAAUAGAAAAAUACUCAAAGGCUUAUUCUUGAAGUAUUUUAUUAUAGCUUUCUAAUUGAUUUAGACUAUUCACCUUAUAUGGUCAGUUGAAAAAAUGAAUAUAUCAGUAUUUAGAAAUAAAUUGCAAAGAUGGACAUACACUUAAAUUUGGUAGUCUGAAGUAGCGACAAAUUACUUUGUUAUAAUUGUCAAAACGCUAUUGUGUUUUCUCUUCCAACAUUUGUCCCUGAGUGUGCUCUAUGGUUACUAGGUUCUUGAUUCCCAUAUAUGGCAGUAAGGCCAGGCAGAGGCCUUCUUUGGACAUUAGAGAAGAAUUCUAAACUGCUUAAGACUUGUUUUGGUUGGAUCAAGUCCUUAGUUUAGUUGAAAAAUACAGUAUUAAAGACUAAUCAGAUGUUUUGCCUCACCUGUCAUUUUAAUUCAUAUAAUACUUAUAUCUCAGUGCUUAAACCUUCUUUUUUAACUGAGAUUAAGUUGCAUAAACAAUCUCUAUUUCUGUGAAAAAGCCAGAAAUAAGAUAUCAAAUACUGUAAAAUAUAACUCUGCCUUUUAAAGUUUUGCUGAAGAAUGUGUCUGUGGUUAGGAUAGCACAAGCAUUAACUUUUGUUUUAUAAUGAUGCUUUUUAAAAUUUCUUGUUUUUAAAUUUAGACUUCUUAUUUUCACACUGGAUCAUGAGAUAAAAUAUUUUUUUCACUUUAUAUUUCUUUUACACAUCUUUUGCUGUUUUGUUUUGUUUUGUUUGUUAUGCCACCAUGCCAUUUUGUUAAAAUGUUUUCUUUGUGAGACAUUUGUUUAAGUUCUAAUAAAAUAAAUGUUUUCUCUUUAUAUGGCUCAGUAACUUAAAAAAUCACUUUUAUUUAAAUAAAAUUUUAAUACUUGUUUGACA